ACCGCAUCAGCUUGACGACGGAGGCGAGACACCGAUCAAGAUAAGACGACGACGAAGAAGACGUACAUAAGAGUGCGAUAGUGGAUUUUGCGAGAGGAACAUCUAGGAAAAAUAGGUAAAAACACACAAAAUAUCGCGCAUUUCGACGCCAGCGGGUGAUAGAUCGUGAAAGUGUACCGUCCGGAACCGCAGGAGCACGCAGUGCCGCCGGAAUAAAGCAGCCCCAUAAUGUUUACCGUCAACACACAUCAACACCAACUGCUCUUUCAUCUCUCGCAAAUCACUCCACGCCAUAGUAAUAUCGCUUUCAGCAAGCAACAAAGGCACCAUGGCCCCAAACAGCAGGGAAAGGAAGCUUCCUAUCUGGCUCAGCAGGAUCCCCUCCUGCCGCGGUUGAAGCAAUCGCUGGUCCAGUUCUACACCGACAGUUUUCGGCAGACGCUCGAAGAGCCUCAACAACCCAUGGCCAGUGUUGCCAGUGCGCCUCGACCCGCUGCCUCAGAAAUGUUCGAACUGAAACUACCUCGAAGGAUUGAGCGAAGCUUGCUGAAGCACUUCAGUAACAUCCAGGUGAUUACCAGUAGUCGCGAGGACGUUCCCUGGAGCAUGAGUCUUACGCCCAAGGCGCGUAAAGGCAAAGAACCACAGCAGCAGCAGCGGGAAACGGUCUUUUUCAAUGGUUACGCGGUACAGCAGAUUGUGCGGAAUCUGCUAUUGAACACCCAGAGGAGUGGGGCUUACAGUAACUUAGCAUGGGUGCAGCAACGAGGGUUCAAAACGGUUCGCUCCGUCAGCGCCGAGCAGAAGCGGAAUCCGGGACUGUUCACGCGUGUCAAGGAUACGUUGGACUCCGAUUCGUCUAUUCCAGCUGCACCGGCCCCUCAGAUAUCCCACAAGUACGAACCGGUUCCGUUCAACGCGCAAACAAUCAACCCCCAGCAGUACAGUGAACCGUUCAACAAGCUGCUCAGCGAAGUCAACGACCCGACGAUACCGGACGAACAGAAGCAACGGCUCAAGAUUGCCUUUGCCGAGGGUUACCUAACGGCGACCCAUCCGGACCAUGCAAACCGUUCCGGCAAGGCAAUGCGCUAUCUCAAAGUCUUGCAGCAGCUACUGAUAAUUGUCGUGUUCAUCGGAAUCUUCAUCAGCCUGUUCGUCUCGACCAACGGGUCUGUUUUUAGUAGAAUACAAAUCGGCAACCAGGUCGAGGUGGACCCGGAGGACAUCUCGGUGACGUUCGAGGAUGUCAAGGGUUGCGACGAGGCCAAGCAGGAACUGAAGGAGGUGGUCGAGUUUCUGAAGAACCCGGACAAGUUCAGCAACCUCGGCGGAAAGUUGCCGAAGGGUGUCCUACUGGUUGGUCCACCUGGUACCGGUAAGACCUUGCUGGCACGGGCUGUGGCAGGCGAAGCUGGAGUACCGUUCUUCCACGCGGCCGGACCGGAGUUCGACGAGGUUCUCGUCGGACAGGGAGCACGUCGUGUGCGAGAUUUGUUCAAGGCGGCCAAGGAACGGGCUCCAUGCGUAAUCUUCAUCGACGAAAUUGACUCGGUUGGUGCCAAGCGUACCAACUCCGUGCUGCAUCCGUACGCGAAUCAAACCAUAAAUCAACUGCUGUCGGAAAUGGACGGUUUCCAGCAGAACGAGGGAGUAAUUGUGCUGGGAGCAACGAACCGGAGGGACGAUCUGGAUCAGGCGCUGCUGCGACCGGGCCGCUUCGAUGUAGAGGUGGUUGUUCCGACGCCGGAUUUCACCGGGCGGAAGGAGAUCCUCACGCACUAUUUGAGCAAGAUCUUGAGCAAGGAGAUCAACAUCGAUCAGCUGGCGAGGGGAACGACCGGUUUCACGGGUGCCGAUAUUGAAAAUAUGGUCAACCAAGCCGCCUUGAGGGCCGCCAUCGAUGGGGCAGAAACGGUAACGAUGAAGCAUCUGGAAAAUGCCAGAGAUAAGGUACUUAUGGGUCCAGAGCGAAAAUCUCGACUGCCGGACGAAGAAGCCAACAAAAUUACGGCGUAUCACGAGGGCGGACAUGCUAUUGUUGCCUAUUAUACGAAGGAGUCCCAUCCCCUUCAUAAAGUGACAAUCAUGCCGCGUGGUCCAUCGCUUGGCCACACCGCUUACAUCCCGGAGAAGGAACGCUACCACGUCACCAAGCAGCAACUGUUGGCCAUGAUGGACACGAUGAUGGGUGGCCGAGCGGCGGAAGAACUUAUUUUCGGAGCCGACAAAAUCACAUCCGGUGCCAGCAGCGAUCUGAAGCAGGCCACCUCCAUCGCGUCGCACAUGGUACGCGACUGGGGCAUGUCCGAGAAGGUGGGUCUACGUACGAUCGAAUCGUCCAAGGGUUUCGGCGCCGCCCCGGAGGUUCUGUCCCCAUCGACCGUCGAGGGCGUCGAUAACGAAAUCAAGAAAAUCCUGAACGACAGCUACGAGCGUGCCAAGGCCAUCCUCAAGCAGCACGCCAAGGAGCACAAGGCACUGGCGGAGGCGCUCCUCAAGUACGAAACGCUGGACGCCGAAGACAUCAAGGCCAUCCUGGGGGGCGAAAAAAUGCCGGUGGAAGAACACUGAGACGAUCGAGAACAGCGGAGAAUUGAUGCUGAGUAGAAAAUAUAUUUAAAAUAUUGAUUCGUACGUACAAGUAAAAUGCAACAAGGUUUAAGGACAACAGAAAAAUGGAUUUUGCGUCGAAAGGCUGAAAGAUAAAUGGCAGAGCUCUUCGAAGGUGGAAUGCGUUGUAAGUUCAACACUAAGUUUUUAGCGGCAAAACUAAUGUGCUAGUUGAACCAUUUUGAGUUUUAAAUGUUUCAAUUCGAUGUUCAGGCAUUAGGUGCUUUUUCGAUUAGAAUGCAUCGCUUCACAAAUUCAGCCUUAUGUUUUUCAGCCUUUCAAACGCAUCUCAAAAUUCAAAAGUAAAUUGGCAAGAACCAACACCCAAACACAUACACUCACCAUCGGUGGACACCGUUCUGCUGUGUGGUUUUAGAUAUACAUAUUGAAAAGAUUAUUAUUUAAUCAUAGCUCUUUCUUCCUUGUCGACUCAACCGCAGCGCCGCCAACACCUAAAAAACGAAUAAAUCGCCAUCAUGUUCUAGUUUUUUGAUUAUUUACAUCGUUUUUGACAGGUCUUCAGAAAAAUAUUCUACUUACAGUCAUUGUACCUAGUCCAAGGAACUUCUGAACUAAUUUCUGGUGUAUUUCUGAGAGGAGCUUCUAUCAGAUUUCUUAACGAAUUCCUUCACAAAUAUCGCCAGGUAUGGAGCAGGACAGUUGGCAUUAAGUCAUCUGGCAUUUGGCAAAAUAGAAAUCUUCUCUUCUUGUUUAGUUAAACGUCUAUUUUACUAAGAAUACUACACUCCUUACAGUUUUCUCCAUGCACUGUAUAGAAAUGGUUAGUUUCAAUUGUUUUUUUUUUUGUCGCCUGUCAUAACAAUGAUGCAAAAUACUCAAAAAACUGUAAAAAGUCUUGACGAUCAUCGAUUUAUGAUUGAAAAUUUUGUGUGCAGCACAGCACUUCCAUGAUGGCCGAAGUGUGCUACUCUAAUAGAACAUGCUGCCGACGGUGGAUCAGGGGAUAAAAUUUUGAAUGAAAGAAACACUUUUUCACGAGGCAGACUUGUUGUAAAAUAGUUGAGUAGGUAAAGUAAAAAAGUUGAAUUAAACGCUAAAAAAUAACCACUUUGAACUAUAUACUAUGAAAAACAAAAUAAAUCAACUGAUAAACAGCUUUAGAAUUGCACCGGGAAACAAACAAAUAAAACUAAAAAAAAAGUCUACUUAUAAGAUGUUUCGACUGUAUAAUUGCCAGAGCACUACCAAAAGAGCUGAAAGCGAGAACUAUUCCAGAAAAAUUGAAUAAAAAUUACAAAACAUGUUAGUUGAUCAA
Messenger RNA from Aedes albopictus (Asian tiger mosquito), 3889 nucleotides. It is a transcript of the gene YME1L, whose product is annotated as ATP-dependent zinc metalloprotease YME1L. Gene Ontology annotation, biological process: mitochondrion organization; protein quality control for misfolded or incompletely synthesized proteins. Lineage: Eukaryota; Metazoa; Arthropoda; Insecta; Diptera; Culicidae. The record is from RefSeq and is a predicted model, not a curated record. Gene Ontology annotation, molecular function: ATP-dependent peptidase activity; ATP binding; metalloendopeptidase activity. The transcript is spliced from 8 exons. Gene Ontology annotation, cellular component: mitochondrial inner membrane. The coding region runs from base 229 to 2574 and encodes 781 amino acids.